ACGGAGCAUGGAAGAACAGUAUCACUUUACAUUUCCAACUGUAGCCCAUGUUCAGCAACAGGGGGACCAGCUCGGCAUAUGGAAUCUGCCUUUAGCAGAACUGCCUCUUCGUACCACACAAACUGAGUCAUUCGCUUUAACAUUGAAGCAAAUGGAAGUGGUUAAAUUGGGCACCUUCAGUAAUUGUCAUAACACAGAUAAAAUGUGUACUUUCAUAAAGCCUUCAGUGCCAAAACCAAUUACGUGCUUUCGGAAAUUGCUUCAUCUUCUGAAAUUAGAGUCGCCAGAUUUUCCAAUUUAUCGAGACUUUAGACGGUUACAUUUAGGAUGCAUUCAAGAUUUUAACAAACCUGCAGAAAAUGUUUCAGGAAAAGCUGUUAAAGAGAAGGGGGGGCGUAGCAGAAAGAGCAAGGUUACCAGAUCAAAGGUUAAAAUUGAGGAGGAGCGGAAGGAAAAUUGCGAUCUGAACUCACAUGUCAUGUGGACAGAAAAGUACAAACCAACAACUGCGGAUGAUAUUGUUGGAAAUGGACAUAGCAUUGGGAAGUUGAAAAACUGGCUGGAGAAUUGGAAGCAUUACAGUGAUGUUCAGCAUGGGGACAAGGGAAAUGACUGUAAGAGAAAGGAUUCAAGCAGUGGAGAUGAGUUUAUGGACUGUGACUCUAAUGACACCAGUCACAGAAAUUUGCCAAAUAACACAGCAAUUUUGGUUGGUCCUCAUGGUUGUGGGAAGACAUCUGCUGUGUAUGCGAUAGCUAAUGAACUUGGUUUUAAGGUGCUGGAGAUCAAUACUUCAUCGAAACGCAAUGGGAGGCGAAUACUGUCUGAGCUUCAGGAAGCGACACAGUCUCACCAAGUGAGGGCUGGUUCAGAACAUGCCUCAGAUGGGUUGAAUCCAUUCUUCAAAGGAUAUCCUGCUAAGUCAAGAAAGAUGAAAUCAAGGGCUGCUGGAAAUGCUUCUAAACCAAAAGAGAGCGGGGAUGAUCAUAAUUCUGGUGGCAAGAUGUCAGUUAUUUUAGUGGAAGGGGUGGAUGUUGUUUAUGAAGAUGAAGAUGAGGGUUUUGUUUCUGCUGUGAAUUCAUUAGUGGCUUCAUCAAAGCGACCAGUGAUAUUGAUCACCAAUGAACCACAUUACCCCCAUUUAGCACGUCUCAUGGAGCUGCAUCUUGUUCUGAAAUUCAGUGCACCACCUUCUGGAAGAAUGAGUGCGUGGCUACAGUCGAUGUGCCUUCUGGAAGGUGUUCGGGUAAGACGUACAGAAAUUGAAAGGUUAUUGGACCAGAACUCUGGUGAUGUCCGUCAGACUGUGCUACAGUUGCAGUUCUGGGUGCUAACUGGUGGAAAUAACUUCCCACAUACUGCAGAUAUUUGUGAUAACAUCCUUUCAGAAAACCCUGUUGCUCCUCAGGUUGCUGCAGUUGAUACUGCAGAUGAUCAUUCAAAUUUGAGUUAUAUUUCUGGUGAUGAAGCAUAUCAAACAGCAGUUACUGUUCCUGAACAUGCUAACUGUAUUGAAACAUUUACAGAAUACUAUGAAAAUUUUUUUGAAAAUUGUCGGAUGCCAUUCCCAUUGGAUUUGGGUCGUGUGUGGUGGAAUCUGGCAUCUUUGUUACCUGCACUAGAAAAUUCAUAUCAGGACAGAAUUUUCAUUCAGUUUUGUGAUGAUUUGAAGGCUCUGAGGUGA
Messenger RNA from Zootermopsis nevadensis, 1684 nucleotides. NCBI's taxonomy places the organism in Eukaryota, Metazoa, Arthropoda, Insecta, Blattodea, Termopsidae. The record is from RefSeq and is a predicted model, not a curated record.